AUGGUGAAUGUUGAUGAGAUUCGCAAGGCUCAAAGGGCAGAAGGACCUGCCACCAUCAUGGCCAUUGGCACUGCAACUCCAUCAAACUGUGUUGAUCAGAGCACUUACCCUGAUUACUACUUCAGAAUCACUAACAGCGAGCAUAAGACUGAGCUCAAAGAGAAAUUCAAACGCAUGUGUGAAAAGUCUACGAUUAAGAAGCGAUACAUGCAUUUAACAGAGGAGAUCUUAAAAGAGAACCCUAAUCUUUGUGCUUAUAUGGCACCUUCCCUAGAUGCUAGGCAAGACAUGGUGGUGGUGGAGGUACCAAAAUUAGGAAAAGAGGCUGCAACCAAGGCCAUAAAAGAAUGGGGCCAGCCAAAAUCCAAGAUUACACACUUAAUCUUUUGCACCACAAGUGGUGUGGACAUGCCUGGUGCUGAUUACCAACUAACAAAACUCUUAGGACUUCGUCCAUAUGUGAAGAGGUACAUGAUGUACCAACAAGGUUGUUUUGCUGGUAGCACGGUUCUUCGUUUGGCCAAAGACUUAGCUGAAAACAACAAAGGUGCACGUGUGUUAGUUGUUUGCUCAGAAAUCACUGCAGUCACAUUCCGUGGCCCAAGUGAUACACACUUAGAUAGCCUUGUGGGACAAGCAUUGUUUGGAGAUGGAGCAGCUGCACUUAUUGUUGGUUCAGACCCAAUUCAAGAGAUUGAGAAGCCUUUGUUUGAAUUAGUAUGGACUGCACAAACAAUCCUUCCAGAUAGUGAAGGUGCUAUUGAUGGACACCUUCGUGAAGUUGGGUUAACAUUUCAUCUCCUUAAGGAUGUUCCAGGCCUCAUUUCAAAGAACAUUGAGAAAGCUUUGGUUGAAGCCUUUGAACCAUUGGGAAUCUCUGAUUACAACUCAAUCUUUUGGGUUGCACACCCUGGUGGACCAGCAAUUCUAGACCAAGUUGAACUUAAGCUGGGGUUGAAACCUGAGAAGAUGAGGGCCACUAGACAUGUGCUUAGUGAAUAUGGUAACAUGUCAAGUGCUUGUGUGUUGUUUAUAUUGGAUGAGAUGAGGAAGAAAUCAUCUCAAGAUGGGCUUAAAACCACUGGUGAAGGGCUUGAAUGGGGUGUGCUUUUUGGCUUUGGACCUGGUCUCACUGUUGAAACUGUUGUUCUUCGUAGUGUGGCUGCAUAA
Gastrolobium bilobum is the source of this 1170-nucleotide messenger RNA. RefSeq names its product chalcone synthase 4-like. NCBI's taxonomy places the organism in Eukaryota, Viridiplantae, Streptophyta, Magnoliopsida, Fabales, Fabaceae. The coding region runs from base 1 to 1170 and encodes 389 amino acids. The record is from RefSeq and is a predicted model, not a curated record. The transcript is spliced from 2 exons. Gene Ontology annotation, molecular function: acyltransferase activity, transferring groups other than amino-acyl groups. Gene Ontology annotation, biological process: polyketide biosynthetic process.